Molecule: messenger RNA, 811 nt
Organism: Apis mellifera (honey bee)
Lineage: Eukaryota; Metazoa; Arthropoda; Insecta; Hymenoptera; Apidae
Gene: Prosbeta3
Product: proteasome subunit beta type-3
Exons: 3
Coding region: 136-753 (205 amino acids)
Biological process (GO): proteasome-mediated ubiquitin-dependent protein catabolic process
Cellular component (GO): proteasome core complex, beta-subunit complex; proteasome core complex
Source: RefSeq, a predicted model, not a curated record
UUACUAUAUAAUAAAAGAAGAAAUCGAACUUCUAUAUAUUAUAUAUUUCAUGACUUACAACUUGCGUUUUGUAAUAUACUUUAAAGUGCGGUAGAAUUUAAUUGAUAUUGGUAAAUUUUUCAAAACUCUUUAAAAAUGAGUAUUUUAGCUUAUAAUGGUGGAGCUAUUAUAGCAAUGAAAGGCAAGAAUUGUGUGGCAAUAGCUGCUGAUCGUAGAUUUGGUAUACAAGCACAAACCAUAACAUGUGAUUUUCAAAAGAUAUUUGAAAUGGGAUCUCAUUUGUAUCUUAGCCUUCCUGGUCUUGCUACUGAUACUCAAACUGUAAUGGAAAAAUUAAGAUUUAGAUUAAAUCUUUAUGAACUUAAAGAAAAUAGAAAAAUACAUCCUAAAGCAUUUGCAUCAAUGGUAUCAAAUUUAUUAUACGAAAGAAGAUUUGGACCUUAUUUUGUAGAACCUAUCAUUGCUGGAUUAAAUCCUAAUACUUAUGAACCAUUUAUUUGUAAUAUGGAUUUAAUAGGAUGUAUAAGUCCAUCAAAUGAUUUUGUGGUUGGUGGAACAUGUACUGAACAAUUAUAUGGAAUGUGUGAAUCACUUUAUGAACCAGAUAUGGAACCAGAUGAUCUUUUUGAAACAAUUAGUCAAGCAUUAGUAAAUGCAUGUGAUAGAGAUGCAAUAUCUGGUUGGGGUGCUAUUGUUUAUAUAAUAGAAAAAGAUAAAAUUACAGUCAAGACUCUUAAAACGCGAAUGGAUUAAAGUAUCAUACAUAUAUGUUUAUAUUAUACAUCAAUAUAAAAUAUCUUAUUAAGAUACA